Molecule: messenger RNA, 1385 nt
Organism: Raphanus sativus (radish)
Lineage: Eukaryota; Viridiplantae; Streptophyta; Magnoliopsida; Brassicales; Brassicaceae
Exons: 3
Coding region: 517-1170 (217 amino acids)
Source: RefSeq, a predicted model, not a curated record
CAAAUGACGCUCCCUGGCGCUCUUUCCAAGAAUCCCGUGACUCUACCCUGACUUUAGUUUCCUCCACAGCUCAGCCGUCUCCCCACCGUGACUCUAUGCCGGCAGCCACCGUCUCAAAAUUUCCGACCAGAAUUUUCUCUGCUUUUGGAAUUAUGACGUUGAGGGUUAUUGAUUCAUGGUGUCAGUUUUAGUGUGGGGUGAUUCCUCUGUGCUAGAUCUUGGAUCAAAACUUUUCUCCACUUAACUGUCGAUUACAGUUUCCUACCUCAUCUCUGAGGCUUAUGUUUGCUCUGCCGUGUCUUAACCACAAGCCUCUUCUCCGCUGAUGUCGACGCCUCGCAUUCCUUCCCGAAGCUCUUCCCCUUCUCUGUCAAUGGAGUUUCCUGAAGCUGUUUCAUCUGGUUUUCUUCCCCUGUUACCUGAGCCACCAGAUUCCGAUCUCAACAUGGUGCUUCCGGUGGAUCCUCCUGUUCCUCCAGUUCCCCCCGACCCUCCUCCGUUUCUCACAAUGCAGUGAUGCAUCCUUCACUGGAUGAAGCCGACCUCUCCAGCUCUCUCACCAAUAGACGAGACUCUUCCUUCCUCCAACUGGUUAUUGAGAUUUCUCUUGUAAGGUUUUCAGGGUUAAUGAAAGCUGAUUGCAAGCUUACCUCCCUUCAUUACUCAUCACUUCAAGUUCUCGAGGACUGGACUUUGAAGGUUGAAAUAUUGGCGGUGGUGGGUUUUCUUUACACAGCUUUUAUCAUCUCAAUGCAACUUUCUGGAGUGCAGCUCUCCACUGCUAUGUGCAGUUCUCAGUCAAAGUCUAUCCGUCAUUUGAAACCUUGGUCACAUAUUGUUGGACCCAUCUCCCCUUACUUCAUGCUUUCGCAAGGUAUGGUGUUCAUAUCUUACUGGAGUGAGUCAUUCUUGUGCACUCAUUGCCUCCUAGAAGAAUUAAAUUGUCUUAGUAGGAGAUCUGUGUUUCUUUGCAAAGAAGAGAUUAUGAUGUGUUUGAAUGGCUCUUUACCUCGUACUGAGGAUAUUAUAAACCCUUUGAGCUUCAGGUUUAAGCUCCAUUUACCACAGUAUGAGGCUGUUAUCUGGACCUCUUUCUUUGUGGCUAUGGAUGCUAUUGUUUCAGUCGGGUAUGUUGAGAACUUUCCGACUUGUUCGGCUAAUGGAACGUAGAUGGUGAGUUCUACUCGAAGCGCGAAAGUUAGAUCGCUGCAGAAAGCUUCUCACUCAACAUUAUCAUCUGGACUCUCAAGUCUUCAGAUUAUAGCGGACUCUAUUGUCCCCUUCUUUGCCCUGCGCUCGGGGUUGGUUUUGAUUGAGAUUACAGGCUUCUUCAUUGUUAUCAUGUUUUUAUAAUCUAUGCAUAACUUUCUGUUUAAUUGUUAUUG